Ochlerotatus camptorhynchus is the source of this 5808-nucleotide messenger RNA. RefSeq names its product RNA-binding protein 24-A-like. Gene Ontology annotation, cellular component: nucleus; cytosol. NCBI's taxonomy places the organism in Eukaryota, Metazoa, Arthropoda, Insecta, Diptera, Culicidae. The coding region runs from base 2013 to 2861 and encodes 282 amino acids. The transcript is spliced from 7 exons. The record is from RefSeq and is a predicted model, not a curated record. Gene Ontology annotation, molecular function: mRNA 3'-UTR binding.
GUUUUGACCAUUGUAUCGCGUUGACUGAGCCCGUAUGUUCCUCCUGGAUCGAACCUUUCGAUACACGAUACGCAUUCUGUAAUCGGAAAACCACCCUGAAGAGAAGUUUGUCCCCCAUCGGUGUGUAACAGGAAGUGCUUGGAAAAACAUACCUUUUGUGUGCGCCCACACCGGAAGUUCUGAGACACUAUCGCGGUGAAGUGAAACACUCUCGUCGAGUCGAAUCUGGAACGUGUUUUGUGCUAGUUGCAUAUGUGCGAGAAGUGGCGAAAACGUCAUUUUUUGUAAUAGAUUUUAAAAAUAGCUAUCAGUCCCCCGCACGAUUCCAAUAAACGCAUGAGACGCUUGUAUAUUAUAUCGUGAAAAUCAGUCUCGGUGAAAAUCACGACGACAAAGACGACGACGACCGCGACGUCGACGCGCUAGCUAGGAGCAGAGGAAAAGCGACGCGCAAAAGAAAAAGGGGAGACGAGACGCGCACGUGUCUGUGUGUUUGUGUGGGUUACUAUCUUUGUGUAGAUUUUGAAGCAAAUUGUUCGGCCCGAAAGUGUGUUGUUGAUGAACGCAUUAAUUUUUUUUUUUCGAACAACGAACAAACAAGCGUGCACGGAAAAACAGGCAUUAAUUGUGAGCGAAAAAACAAAGCAAAAAGAAGUGCAAGAAAACAAACAUACAGAGCAGUAACGUAUAUAAUAUCGCGCAAGAGAGAAAAUAGGAAAAAGCAGCCACGCAGAGAGGUGAAAUAUAGGAAAGUCAUGAAGUAAUAAAUGAUAAAUGAUAAAAAGCUGCAAAUUAAAACAAAAAAAGCAAAGGUGAUUAGAGCGCAAGGAGGCAGCAAUUUUCGGGUAGCAAUCGCGGAAGAAGGCAAGUGAUACAUAUUUAUGUGAUUUUUAUUGCGCUACCCAAAAGCGUAAUUUUUCGUUCGAAACUCGGUGCCCAUAUCCGUACGAACGUCAGCCACGGGUCGAGAGCCUCCGCGGUCUUUGAUUGGGGUGUGGAGAUCCAUCGGAGAGUAUCCGUUAAUUGAAGUGAAGCAUUAUAAGUAGUGAAGGAAGUUUUUCUCGGCUCUAAGAGCUUGGCCGAAAAAAAAAACCUGAAGUGAGCAUACAUAGAAGGCAAACCUGAAAAAUCGGAUGCAAUAUUCAACGCUUUAAUUAGCCCAUCCUUCCCCCAUCCCUCCCGCCUGAUUGCCCUCGCUCGCCACCCAGCGGCAAUCUGCGAUCUUGGUUCAAAAAACUUUAGCGCCCCCGAUGAGUCAGGUUUUCAUUGGAGGAUAAUUACAUUCAAAUUUUUUGGAAAUUUUCGGCUCACAAUAGUGCACGGGCUGUGGCUCGAGAGUUUGUUACCAACACGGAAAGUGCUACGGAUCAAUAUAGGCAGGAGGAAAGAAGCUUCAAGUGAGAGAGGGAUAGAGGGAAAAAGAGGAAGAAGUGCAAUCCGAAAGCCUGAAACGCGAAAUAUCUGCUGGAGCAGCUUUUGGCAGAAACUUUUUUGGAUCUGCGGGAUCUAUCUAAUCAGCAGCAACCGAGUGAACCAGUGAAGGAGAAACGAAGGAAUGCUUUGAUGCCCGUUGGAUUAAAGAAAGUGCAAUCUUCAAUGAUCUCAUCGUACUAAGGAAACAAAAACUCAACACAAUCAACAAUACGUAAAUGUGAAUCAAUCUAAACGCGAAAAAAAAACCCCAAUCAACGCAACGUUAGUUUUUACAAUAAUAAUAAAAAGUGUGUGCAAACCCCCCCUCAAAUGCUGAGCCAAAGAACGGAAUUCAAUCUGUGAUUUUUGUUUUGUGUUUUCCUCUUGUGUUUCGCCGUCUCGAUAGCCAAGUUUCCCGCGUACUUUGAUUGUUGUCAGAAAAUAUUUCAAAUUCGCGCAGCUGACAUCGCGACUGCUAGAGCUAGAGCCCAAGGCUGUCAUAGUUAGACAUAAAUAAUAAAAAAAAAACUUUUAAACCUAAACCAGCCACGCUGUUCUUCAGUGAAAUCACCGAAAGCGACAUCCAAAACAACCGGAUAAUGUUGAUGCAAGUAUCACAGGAAGCGGCCGACGCGCUCGCGAUGGUUCCCUCAUCGACGGGUAGCUCCGGCGUGCAGCAAAAGGACACCACCUGGACGAAGCUGUUCGUCGGCGGCCUGCCCUACCACACCACCGACAAAAGCCUGCGGGAACACUUUUCCGUCUACGGAGACAUCGAGGAAGCGGUGGUGAUAACGGACCGAACGACGAACAAGAGCCGGGGUUAUGGAUUUGUCAUUAUGGGAGACCGAAUGAGUGCGGAACGGGCGUGCAAAGAACCAAACCCGAUCAUCGAUGGCCGGAAAGCGAACGUGAAUUUGGCAAUCCUUGGAGCGAAACCACGAGGCAACAUUACACCCGGAUUCCCCUUCACAGCGACAGGCCUCCGGACAGGAUAUCCUGUGCUACCGAGCCAGUUCGGAGUGCAACAGUCGUACUUUUAUGGAACGCCGUAUCUGGGUACAACCGCCGGUACAACGGGAGCCGCCGCAGCAGCCGCCUCUGGAUUGAUGCAAAUUCCUGCCUCCCAGCUGUCACAUGCCGCUGCGAUCGCGGCCGCCACUAGUCAAUUCUACGAAUACCAGAACGCCGUUGCAGCAGCUGCCGCUGCACCCUACCCUGGCCAAUAUAGUGGGUUUGAAGCGUACCCAUACGCCACCGCUGCCAGUGCUUCAGGAGCCGCCGCAGCGGCCGCUCAAUACAUGGCAGCCCCGUACACAUACGCAACGCUACCCCAGGGAGCCGCCGCCGCUGCAGCAGCGGCCGGUGGGUUUCCCGGACUCUCACCAUACCAGAAUGCAGCUGGUGCUGCGGCCGCAUCCGCACUACAAGAGGCAAGACUUCAAUAAUAUUUACCGAAAUCGUCCUCUACCUUGUCGCUACUGGCACUGCUAGGCGGCGGAGUCGACAAGAUCUGAAGUAAACGCGCAGCACACCCUAGCGGACGCUAGGUGCACUAUCGCGAAUUGUCAUCAUCAACCACUACAAUGACAGAGACAGACACAGAGAGCGGCAGCAGCUAGAUUAGCUAGGCAGUUCUUUUUUACAUAUAGAUAUUAUCUAGUACUUAUGCAAAUAGUAGCUCUUAAGUAAUCAAUUAUUUACUGAUCGAAAGAUUAUUAUUAUUAUUAUUAUUAUUGAUAUUGACACCAUAAAUUAACCUAUUUAUUAUAAAUUAGUUCAUACGGUCAAAACUUAUUAUUUACUAAGUAAUGAAGAAAAACAAAGCUCAACUCUAAGACAUAUGAACCGUAACAUUUAAACAGAAUCCUUCGAUUAUUAUUACUUUUAUUAUUAUCAUUAUUCGUAAUAAAAGAAAAAAAAAACUUAGUUGUAAAUUAUUCUAUUAUAAAAUGGGAAAGUAAUGCAACUAUCAUUGCAAUAAACAUAUUUUAAACAUUUCCUUUUUAUCAAUCAAUAAGCGAACCAACACAAAAGCAAUACAUUUCACGCAAAAACCCAAAAAAGGAACCAAAACAAACCUAUCAAGAGAGCGUGAAGCGGCACGUUUACUUAACCUCUUUAAGCUGACGGCCACUUAGACUCCAACGAGUAAUCUCAAAGAAUGCUAAUAUAUUUUAUCGUCAAGAACAAUAAGCAUAUGAAUCUAAGCAGAAAACCUUCAUAUUAGAAAAUUUAUUUCAAUUUUAAACGAUAAAUACACCAAGUUGGCUGAUGCGGCAUUCGGAAAACUUAUUACUUUUAUUGCCGAUUAAACCUUAGUGAUAUUUAUCAAUUAUAAAGUCUACUAUAAACAUACUAAAAGAACUAUUUAUACAUAAAAAAGAGACAAAAAAAAAACUCAAUCGAGAAAAUCACGAUGAUAUGUUCUGUUAAGCGUUUGAAACUUGGAUACAAAUUUCUCCUCCGGAAAAACAUACAAAUUCUGCAAACGUAUCUAAACUUCGCAAAAUUUCUUCUUAGUUCAUUCUUCUUUCAAAUUUCAAUUCCUACCAACCAAACCAUCAGCAACAAGUUUUUUUUUGUUUGUUGAAUAAUUGCUAGCAAAAACAAAAAAAGGUAAACAAAAUACCAACGGAGCAAAGAAGGGAAGAACAAGAUGAAUCGGAAUCUAGUCAAAUGUUUUGUGUGUGGAUUAUUUAUUUUGUUAAAUAGGUUGUAUUUAGUAAAAAAAAGGAAGAAAACAGUCAAACCCCUCCUCAACCCUUCUCCCGCGCAUCGGAAAACAUGAUUUCAAUUGGUUCAGUUUCCUGAGUUUUUUUUUAACACACCUCUACCGAGAAGAAGAGACUUUUUCAGAACUGUCAACAGCAGAGAAUCCUAACCUCAAAAUAUAGCUUAUAGAGAGCCAUACCACAUAUUGUAGAUGACGCAAACAUAAACAAUCGAAAGCGCAGCAAGCGACGGCGGUGAAACGACGCUGGAAGUUUGUAAGGAAUCAAGUAUAAAAUCUUAUCAAAAAUCGUGCCUUUUCGUGCUGAAAAGAAACAGAAACAAAAAGAAAAACAAAAACGACAAACAAUGGCACCACCUAUCUCCCCCGAACACUCUCUCAAUCUCAAUCCCGUAUUGUGUAGCAUUUUAUCAGAAAAUAAAACCAAAACAAAACAAAAAUUAACGAAGCGCACCACCAACAAUUUUGACAAUAUAGAGUUAAUCGAAGUAAACAACCAGAACAUAAGGCAAGCUAGAAUCGUUUUUUAAAACAACAACAGUAACAAAAAAAAGAAGUUAGAAAGACGUGUAUUUUAACGUAACACUUUUAGUCCGGUUUCGUAACUUGUACUGAAAAAGUUCUCUUAUACCGUGUAUAGAGCUGCAACACUAAUCAGCGAAGAAUCCCAUCAAUAAGUGUGAAAACCGCAGUAACGUAAACGUUAACAUCUAUUUAUAUGAUAGAAAUGUGAAACCCACACAAUCUUGAUAAAAUUUUUCUUUUGUCUACUUUCAACCGGAAUCGACCGCCGAAAGACGCGGAAAUUGUGUGUCUCUUUUACCAUCGUCACCAACACCACCACAACCACCACCGUAUUACAAAUUCCCACGUAAAACAGAAAAUUCGGAUCGCAGAUAAAACGCGUUGCUAAGGAAAGAAGCGGAUUUCGUAAUAACGAAGAAUAGCAAUUCAAUUUCUAGUGGUUAAGUUUAAAAGCAUAAACACCCACACCUAUUAUUGAACAUGAAGGAAUCUCAUUAUAUUGCAAAUGAAAAUUAAAAUACUAUUUCAACAAAUUGAAGAAAACGAACGCGUUUCGCAUUUUGCGGCGGCUAUUUUUAAAUACCUGUAUAAAGUUAUGCAAAAAAAAACGAAUAAUUGUUUUAAGGGAAGAAAAGUAUUUUAUACUUGAAACGAUAAAGGAAGAAAAUUUACAAAAAAAAAAGUUAAAGAAGAGAAACAGUGCGAAGUGGAAUAAGCAUAUUAAACAAAAUCUCUUUACAAUGAAGGACAAAAGAAGAUAUCAAUUACUUUAAUAUUAAAUCACAAUUAUUACAAUUUAACAAUACUGAAACAAAGGGAAAACAAAAUGGAAACACACAUAUAAUUGAAAGCAACAAAUGAAAAAUACAACUCAAAUUACCAAGUGGAACCAAAAAAAAACAUAAACAACACAUUACAGUCUUACACAAACAAACACACACUUAUACAGUAAAGUAAUAAAUAUAAUAGAGCCAGAGAUAGGACGAUUGUAAUGAAAGCAAAGCAGAGACGGUAAACGAUUAGUAACUAUGAAUCAGUGACAAAAAAAAAACGGCGAAGGAGUAACGCGGAAGCAAGUAAUAAUUAUUAUACAAGAUUAGAAGGUAUAUAUUUAAAAUAAAAAUAUACGAAAAUAA